Molecule: messenger RNA, 2541 nt
Organism: Exophiala xenobiotica
Lineage: Eukaryota; Fungi; Ascomycota; Eurotiomycetes; Chaetothyriales; Herpotrichiellaceae
Exons: 1
Coding region: 201-1976 (591 amino acids)
Biological process (GO): cardiolipin acyl-chain remodeling
Cellular component (GO): mitochondrial inner membrane
Molecular function (GO): A2-type glycerophospholipase activity
Source: RefSeq, a predicted model, not a curated record
CGAACACCAUCCUUUUAUGCACUAUGAUGAGAAGACUUUCCUUGCUGCCGUCACUAAAUUUAGUCUGAUACACUCAUUUUAUUCUGCUGCCUGAUUUGUACUCCUGAAUUGGAUCUUUCCCUAUCCAAAUCUGUAUUAAUUGACCCGUGUCCAUCCCCAGUCCCUCAUUUGCCUCCUCGCUCAAAAGAUUUCCUUCUUGUAUGAGACGAACGCUGCCCUCGACGCUCCUUGAGGCAGCCCCUAGAACCGCACAUAUCAAUUAUCGUCCUCCACUUCGUUCCCAAUCGACCGCAAGCCUGAGUGAGUCCGAGAACCUCGCUCCGACCUCCCGCCGCCCACCCGCGAUGUCGGCCGACGCAGCAGAUUCCGACAGUGAGCUGCAGGCCCGCGGACAACAGAGCCCUCUGGCCAGGCAGCGUGCCAAAGCCGAGAAUCCACGAAGAAGUCGAUUCGAAAACCUUUUCCCUCUCGGCUACAAAGAAGGAUUCAGUCAGUGGUGGAGCAAUCUACCUGCCGCGCAAGCUGAACACAAAGUCUUGUCCUUCAUCCCAUACCUUCAGCAGCCUCCCACACAUACCCAGACCGGCUCCGAACCACCUUCACAGAAUCCCUCGACUUUGUCCGUGGUCGAUACAUCUCCUUCUGCCAAAGCUGCGCCCAUCACUACAAAUUCCAUUACCGAUCCCCAUGGCCCUCGAACGUGGUAUUCGCGCAUGGUGCCCCUGUCCGGCAAGAACAGAGCCUUGAACGAGUUCUGCGUCGAACGGACAGGCGAGGAAGCAGAUCAGAGUCUGGUCAUACUGCACGGGUACGGCGCAGGGUUGGGGUUUUUCUACAAGAACUUCGAAACAUUAUCACGCGCAAAGGGCUGGCAACUAUACGCCCUGGAUAUGCUGGGUAUGGGCCGCUCAUCGAGACCUCCUUUCAGAAUAAAAUCAAAGACGCGGGAGCAACAGAUUACCGAGGCCGAAGACUGGUUUAUUGAUUCGCUAGAAGAGUGGCGGGCAAAGCGAAACAUUGAAAAAAUGACGCUUGUGGGCCAUUCUAUGGGCGGGUAUAUGGCCGUCUGCUACGCCUUGAAAUACCCAGGGCGACUCAACAAACUCAUUCUGGCCUCGCCUGUGGGCAUUCCAGAAGAUCCCUACGCCACUCAUGCUGCAAUGCCCGAACCGCCCGAGUCGACAUUCCAGAGCGAGUUUACCCAGGACCAGGAGACGGAAAGCACCGCCGCAAAAGAUAACAAUAACUUUAUGAACGCGCGACAAAAGGCAGAGCAGGAUCAACAGAAGCCAAAUCCAAAUCGCCUGCCUGCCGAUAAGCAGGCCGGACAGACGCCGCCGAGGCGCCCGUAUGCCCGAUGGCUGACGUACCUGUGGGACGCAAACAUCUCACCAUUCAGCUUCGUGCGCUGGUCUGGCCCGCUCGGCCCACGUUUGGUGUCCGGCUGGACCAGUCGACGAUUCUCGCAUCUCCCAUACGAAGAAGCUCUCGCGUUGCACGACUAUAGCUACAGCCUGUUCAGACUUCGCGGUAGUGGUGAAUAUGCACUAGCGUAUAUCCUCGCCCCGGGCGCAUUCGCGAGAAGUCCGUUGAUCAGGCGUAUCCAUGGUCUUGGCCGGCAGCCUCUCCAAGCUGAGUCGUCGGCAGAACCAGUGCUCGAGAAGGGUCUUCCAGUCGUGCUAAUGUAUGGCGAGAACGACUGGAUGGAUGUUAAAGGUGGAUAUGCUGCGAAGAAGAAGAUCGAUGCGGAACGCGAGCGUGCUUUGAGAGGGAAAUCGGAGGCGGAAAUCGCCGAAGAUCAGGGAGGUGCCAAGGUGGUAAUUAUCAAGAAGGCGGGACAUCAUGUCUAUCUUGACAGUCCGGAGGAGUUCAAUGAGGUCAUGCUGGCCGAGAUGGAAGAUGUUCGGAGGCGCAGCGAAGGACUCAAGAAAGGAGGCAUGAGCGGAGUUCAGGUUAUUGAUCGAAAGAGUGAUUGAACAGACGUGCUAAAGAAACAGUCAUCAAAAGCGCAGGAGUUUCGGAUGGACUAUGAUCAACAACCUGUCCAUGUGGAGAUGCUCACUCUCAACGACAUUACGACGAACCAGUUGGAUUCCAAAGAGGCAAGACAGAAAUUUGAGCGGAGUGCGGCAGAGCAACAUGUUACAAUGGUACAUCCUGCCGCAAUGCGCUAUACGAAGACAAAUCCGCAAAGCCGGACCUGCCUUACGGCCUGUGGCCAAGUAUCUUUUUGAAUACGCGAGUGAUGUCCUGGAUGCGCUGACUUUGUGAGGAGAUGGGGAAGACUGAGAGGCUGUUGAGACAGUGUACAUGAAUGGCGGCGUUACUGCAUGCAAUGGAAGUCACCGCAGUUUGACGAGCGACUGUCCUUUGCGAGGGCGGCUCUCAAAGUACAACCAUUUCUGAUUGAGCGACAAUCCCAGAUUUUCUUGAUAAAAUGUUUUCAAACUGUUGCUCGUUAGCCAGAUUAGACCGUUUUCAGUUCCUCAUAUAGACGACAGAAGAGUGUCAAGUCACCCAAUGUAUCUCACUUGAUUGGCC